Messenger RNA from Trematosphaeria pertusa, 222 nucleotides. RefSeq names its product heat shock protein DnaJ. Gene Ontology annotation, cellular component: cytoplasm. The record is from RefSeq and is a predicted model, not a curated record. The transcript has a single exon. The annotation marks the transcript as partial. NCBI's taxonomy places the organism in Eukaryota, Fungi, Ascomycota, Dothideomycetes, Pleosporales, Trematosphaeriaceae.
AUGACGAAUCGCUCGUAUUACGAUGUAUUGGGUGUUAAGCCUACGGCACACUUUCUAGAUAUCAAGAAGGCCUUCUACAGGCUAUCGCUGUACAACCACCCUGACAAGACGCACCACUUGCACCCAGUCGAACGCAACGCCCGAACCGAGCGAUUCAAGAUCAUCAAUAACGCCUACGAAGUGCUGAACGAUCAGCAGAGGCGAAAGUGGUACGACAAGCAC